Molecule: messenger RNA, 2092 nt
Organism: Vigna radiata var. radiata (mung bean)
Lineage: Eukaryota; Viridiplantae; Streptophyta; Magnoliopsida; Fabales; Fabaceae
Product: rop guanine nucleotide exchange factor 1
Exons: 5
Coding region: 239-1939 (566 amino acids)
Molecular function (GO): guanyl-nucleotide exchange factor activity
Source: RefSeq, a predicted model, not a curated record
UUUUUCUUGCUUUUGCCCCCCCAUGAAAUCAUCACUACCACCACCCCCACUCACUACUACUGCACUGUCUCUCAUACAGUGAGGUUGAAAGAGAACGUUGCGAGUUAACCCACCCUGUCCCCCACUGCUUCUUCGCUUUUGUUUUUCCCUUUACCAUUUCUUCACUGUUGCCAACACGCUGCACUGUUCUUCUUCCAAACCAAUGUGCCUGAGAUCUGCGUGAGAUUUCCGGGGAACCAUGGGGAGCGUUUCGUCUGAAGACGGUUCCGACCAGCAGAGCGACCGCUGCGGCAGCUACAGCCUCAGCGCUGACGUCAGCGAGUCCGAGAGCUGCGGAAGCUUCUCUGCUCGCCGCUUCGACGCCGAGGGAGCUUCCAGCUCGGCCAACCUCUCGCCGCGUCCCGUCGCGUCUCACUUCAACUUCCCGCCUCCGCAGGUAAUGCUUCCCGUUAUUGGCGGGAAGGACGUCGUUGUUUGGGAUCACAAGCGCGACCUCGAUCUGUCGGAAGUGGAAAUGAUGAAGGAGCGGUUCGCUAAGCUGCUUCUCGGAGAAGACAUGUCUGGUGGUGGAAAGGGGGUGUGCACUGCGCUUGCUAUCUCCAAUGCUAUAACUAAUCUCUCUGCAACUGUGUUUGGCGAACUGUGGAGGUUGGAACCGCUGGCACCGCAGAAGAAGGCAAUGUGGCGUAGGGAAAUGGAGUGGCUGCUGUGUGUUAGUGAUUCCAUCGUGGAGCUGGUGCCAUCUGUGCAGCAGUUUCCUGGGGGUGGAACCUACGAGGUGAUGGCGACGCGUCCUCGCUCGGAUUUGUACAUCAAUCUUCCGGCUCUGAAGAAGCUUGAUGGGAUGCUGCUCGGUAUGCUUGAUGGGUUUCAUGACACGCAAUUUUGGUAUGUUGACCGGGGAAUCAUAUUGGGUGAUUCCAAGGAUUGUGAUGCUUACGGUAGACCAUCGGUUAGGCAGGAGGAGAAAUGGUGGCUUCCCUCUCCCAAGUUACCCCCAAAUGGCUUGUCCGAGGAAAAUAGGAAAAGGUUACAGCAAUGCAGGGAUUGCACUAAUCAGAUACUAAAAGCUGCCGUCGCAAUUAAUACUUCUGUGAUUGCUGAAAUGGAAAUUCCCGGCGCAUAUGUAGAGUCCUUGCCCAAGAAUGGCAAGGCUUGUCUGGGGGAUAUAAUUUAUCGAUACAUAACGGCAGACCAGUUCUCGCCUGAAUGUCUCCUUGAUUGUUUGGAUCUUUCGUCAGAGCAUCAUACUCUGGAUAUAGCUAAUAGAAUUGAGGCUGCCAUACAUGUAUGGAGGCUGAAGGACCAUAAGAAACAUCUAAAUUCAGCAAAAGCCAGACGGUCUUGGGGUGGAAAGGUGAAGGGACUUGUUGCUGACAGUGAAAAGAACAAGAAUCAUUUUCUUGCACAACGGGCAGAAACACUUCUAGAAAGCUUGAAACACCGAUUUCCAGGGCUCCCUCAGACUGCACUCGACAUGGCCAAAAUUCAAUAUAAUAAGGAUGUCGGACAGUCUAUUCUUGAAAGUUAUUCACGAGUGAUGGAGAGCUUGGCCUUUAACAUUAUGGCCAGGAUUGAUGAUGUCCUUUAUGUAGAUGAUAGUAUAAAGCGAUGUGCGGCUGCAGAUUCUCUCUCAUUGUUCAGCAGGGGAGGUUUUGGUGGCAUGCCCAUCCAGAAGAGAUUCUCUCCUAGUCCCUUCUCAAUUCAGCACACUCCAUAUGCCUCCCCAUUUGCAACACCAACGUUUUGUUCCUCCUCUCCUGUUACUGGGAGCCCGUGUAGUCCUGCAAGGAUACAUGAUAUGAAGAGAAAUGCUCCUAAGGAGGGUGCAGAUUCGAAGGCAGACAAGUUGGCCAAAUCUGAGUUUGAGAGAGUUUGGUCAUAUGCCGGAAACCUCAGUGCAAGAAGAGCUUCCGGUGAUGCUCCAGAAAGAGACUAAGUUCUUCAAUUAGUAUGACUUGCAUCCAUAGGUGGUCAUCAAUCAUCUUGUCUUAAUGUGGAUCUGUACAUGAGGGUCUAAUUUUUGUAUAUUCUUAGGCAGUAUGAGAAGGCUUAUGUUAAAAAAUCAUGCCAAUGGAUUAUUAGUUCAAAA